This is a messenger RNA of Alexandromys fortis (reed vole), 3939 nucleotides long. RefSeq names its product CUE domain containing 1 (gene Cuedc1). Gene Ontology annotation, molecular function: ubiquitin binding. Lineage: Eukaryota; Metazoa; Chordata; Mammalia; Rodentia; Cricetidae. The record is from RefSeq and is a predicted model, not a curated record. The transcript has 11 exons. The coding region runs from base 1220 to 2416 and encodes 398 amino acids.
AACUUAACACUGUAGUACAAGGUGACAUACUUGAAGGCAUCACCAGACUUUAUGAGUCAAGAGGAUAAGUCCUGCGCUCUCGGCCACAACCCAGAGUCAGCAGAGCACUCGAGAUUCAGAAUCUUUAACCUGGGGUCUAGGAACCAGCUCGUGAUUUUGAGUUUGAGGGUUCCCUAAAAUCAGGUGAAGGAGCAUGAACAAAAGGGACAAAAAGAUUCUCAGAGGUGAGAUUUCUCUCAGAGUAUCCUCCGAUUCCACCUUGCUGAAGAAAUUACCCUUGACAUGCAAAUGAUGGAAACACAUUCGCAUCUGGGGCCUUGGUUUGUGGUUUUUACCAUCAGAUGUUCCUGUGGGUGAGCAUGUCGAGCCUUCUCAGCGAAGCUUGCUGAUUGCAAGCCUUCAGAGGAACGAGGCUAUUUCCAGGGCUCCACACUCAAAUGGGCAAGCUUUUCCAGUAGCUGAGGUUAAUUCUCCAUAAGGUGUUGCAGGCCAGGGUCUUAACGAUUUGACCUUUAUCCUCUUUAGAUUCCCCCUAGGUAGCUACACUUCAAAGCAGAGCUUGCUAGUCAUUCCCUCGGUCCCCUCCUUUCAUCUCCAAAUUAGUGCACAAAACCAAGCCACAUGGAAAAACAACCAAAGCUGAUCGACCAUUUAUUUAUUAAACAGUUAAUGGAAACCCUUGUCCAGGCUCAGAAGCCCCCUCAAGUGACGGGGGAAUGUUGGGUAAAAAUGAUAGGUGGGUGGUGACGGCUAGGUGAAUGGGCCGGGCCAUCACUUUGAUUUCCCGCCCCCACUCUACCAUCUCCUCUGGUCUCGAUAUUAGAUUUUAUUUUCUUGCUUGAGCUUUAACUCCACAAGCCGCCACUACCCCACACUUCUGGUGUCUCAAGGCCCCCAGAGGUUCCUGCGCUUUCUGCCACCCUCACUCGGGGCUCCUGGUGACGCCAUCAGCGCAGUUGCAGCCCCCUGUGGCAGGAUGACUUGAGGAUGUGGAUGAUCUGCGGUACAGCCACAGCCUGGCCAAGGUCCGCAUGCCGCCACCACUCCGGCCCCUGUCCCCCAGCCUGGACCGUGCCUUCCCUACAGGCGUCCUUGUGGACGCAGGAAGCACAGGAGUAAGUCUUCUGAGCCUGUGGAGCAAGGAAGUGGCUGGCAGAGGGACCCCCGGCCUACGGCUUCUUAGCUUGUCAGAAACAAUCUCCCACAGCGGCCCCACAAGAUGACCAGCCUGUUCCGCAGGAGUAGCAGCGGCAGUGGCGGCGGCGGUGGUGGCGGGGCCACCGGGGCUCGAGGGACCGGGACGGGGGCCGGGGCCGGAGCUGGGGCCGGGGCCGGAGAUGGCAGCGCAGCCCCCCAAGAGCUCAACAACAGCCGGCCGGCCCGCCAGGUGCGCCGCCUCGAGUUCAACCAGGCCAUGGACGACUUCAAGACGAUGUUCCCCAACAUGGACUACGACAUCAUUGAGUGCGUGCUGCGUGCCAACAGCGGCGCCGUGGACGCCACCAUCGACCAGCUGUUGCAGAUGAACCUGGAGGCGGGUGGUGGCACCUAUGAGGACAGCUCGGACUCGGAGGACAGCAUCCCACCAGAGAUCUUGGAAAGGACUCUGGAGCCGGAUAGCUCUGAGGAAGAGCCCCCGCCUGUGUACUCACCACCGGCUUACCACAUGCAUGUGUUUGACAGACCUUACCCGAUGGCUCCUCCAACUCCACCUCCCCGGAUUGAUGUCUUAGGCUCUGGACAACCUGCAAGCCAGAGUCGCUACAGGAACUGGAACCCACCCCUGCUGGGCAACCUUCCUGAUGACUUUCUCCGAAUCCUGCCCCAACAGAUGGACAGCAUUCAGGGUCACCCUGGGGGUUCCAAGCCUAUGGGUGGAGAGGGAGGCCUACCUCCAGUGCCAGGACCCGGUGUCUGCGACCAGGACAGCCGCUGGAAGCAGUACCUGGAGGACGAGAGGAUUGCCCUCUUCCUGCAGAAUGAGGAGUUCAUGAAGGAACUGCAGCGUAACCGUGACUUUCUCCUCGCACUGGAGAGAGAUCGAUUGAAGCAUGAAUCCCGGACAUCCAGAUCCAGCAAUGUGGCUGUUGGAAAUGACUUCGCCCUUCCCUCCUCUGUCCCAGGAACCAGUGACACCAACCCCACUGUGUCAGAAGAUGCCUUAUUCAGGGACAAGUUGAAACACAUGGGAAAAUCCACGCGUAGGAAGCUGUUUGAACUCGCGCGAGCUUUCUCUGAGAAGACCAAAAUGAGGAAGUCAAAGAGGAGACACUUGCCGAAGCUUCAGUCGCUGGGAGCUGCUGCAUCAACAGCCAACCUCCUGGAUGACGUGGAAGGCCACGCUUAUGAUGAAGACUUCCGGGGAAGGCGGCAGGAGGUACCUAAGGUGGAAGAGGCCCUAAGAGAAGGACAGUAAGAGGUGCCAGCAGCGUCGCCUUGCCAGAGAUGCUCUGACCAGGUGGAGGUAACCGGGGGAAACAGCAGUGCCCUCCAGCUGCAGCCGAGACAGAUGGUGCUUGCGUACCAGCGCCCAGGCUCCUUCGGCCACAGUCCAGCCCAGACACUGCCACUUUCCAUGGGACUUAGAACUUUCAGAGUUGCUUGUGAUUGGAGGAGGGACCUGGAGCCUUAGAGACAGCAGCUAGCCACAACCUGGUUUGUAGUCUGGCUCCUCUGUCGAGGACGAGCAGAAAUUCAGGAACCACCACUCACAUUAAAAAAAAGAAGAAGAAGAAGAAAAAGGAAAAAAGGGAAAGAAAGAAAGGUCCCAGGAAGCGUCAAGGUUGCAGUUGAGGAACUGGCAAAAUGAUCGAUCCGGAGGCCCUUUGGGCCUGAAAAGAGGGCUUUCCUGCUUCUCUUUCCCAUCACUCCUGGCGUGCCACAACGGGUCUGAUCUAUCCCCACAUCCCACCCCCGCCUUUCUUUCUAAAGGUCUCCGACAUCUCAGCCUUGGAUGGAACUGCUAACUCUUGGCCCGGACCUGCACAGAACUCUGGACGCUGUGGCCUUGCUGGGGUCUAGCUUACAGGGCUGCUUCUUAUUAAGGGCUGGCUGUCACCUCCAGCAGCCUCCUCUUGACCCAGCAGGGAUGGGGAGGGUGACCCCGGAGCUGGAGGACUCUCUCUAAGCUUGGUCUUUCGCUUGGCUGAAGACCAAAGCUGGUUCUUGAUUUACAUCACAGUGGGGCUCCUCAGGGGCUGGACUGGUCCUGCUGUUUUGUAAGGCAGGGAGGUGCUGGAGGGAGGGUGACCCCAACUGAGAAGGUGUGUGUAGGCUGAAGUUGCAGAGGCUACCAGCCUGGGGCAGGGGUGGGGGUGGGGAAGCACCUAGGACAGGAACUAGCUGGGUACCUCGGGUGGAGAACCAGAGCUCACCCGAAGAACACUGGUGAUUCUAGGAACUCUCAGCCGGCACCAACCACUGCUAAGGGGGUGGAGGCCGUAAUUGUGUACCACUCGUUCUAUGAUCUGGGAACUCGCUGACCUUUAGAGAAAGUUGGGAAGUCCGGGGAGGCGCGGGGACCUGGUUGAGAAUGGGAUCCGAUGCUUGGGUGGCGGGGGCUGCUAGGGACUGGUAGGAAAUGGAACCUGCUACCAGUCGAGCUUCCCCGGGCUCGGGAGAGCGGUGCACACAGAGUGACCAAGUUUGGAAACGUAUGCCGGACAGGGUGGGGGUGGGAGACCGCGCUGGCACAGAGUCAGUCCUGUGACCCCUGAAGAGAAGGACGCUUUCCCGCCCACCAUGAGCCCCGGGCGGCUAGACUGUGCUCCAGACGCGUCCGGGCCUUCCCUGCUCCAGCGCCAGGCGCGCGCACGAAGAGAAAGCUGUAGGUCUGUGUGUCACUUUGUUAUUUUUUUCCCUCUUGUGUGUGGUUUUUUUUUUUUUUCUUGGAGCCGUUUCAUAGGGAUUCCGGUAAUAAAGACUUGGUGUUCUCUUGGU